Messenger RNA from Misgurnus anguillicaudatus (oriental weatherfish), 2436 nucleotides. It is a transcript of the gene tnfrsf1a, whose product is annotated as tumor necrosis factor receptor superfamily, member 1a. Gene Ontology annotation, molecular function: tumor necrosis factor receptor activity; tumor necrosis factor binding. NCBI's taxonomy places the organism in Eukaryota, Metazoa, Chordata, Actinopteri, Cypriniformes, Cobitidae. Gene Ontology annotation, biological process: signal transduction; inflammatory response. The record is from RefSeq and is a predicted model, not a curated record. Gene Ontology annotation, cellular component: membrane raft; signaling receptor complex.
ACGAUACAGAAAAAAGGAUGUUUAAUCGUAAUGAGUGAAGUGUGAUUGAUGAAGUGAGAAACAGCGCCCUCGAGCGACCAUGAGGCACGACAGCACCACUCGCCGCUGGACGCUUCACAUCAUCAUUUCUUUAUUUCUGGUUUUAAUCAGCCAACCGUAUGCAACAGUAGAUGCAGCUGCAUUUGAAAUUAAAUGUGCUGAGAAUGAAUACAGGACUAAUCAGGGAUUCUGUUGUGAUAAAUGUCAUCCAGGGUAUAAGCUUAUAAAGGAAUGCUCUGCCCAGGGACAAAGGUCAAUCUGUGAGAAAUGUGGGGACGGGACUUACAUAAACACAUCAAACUAUAGUCCAACAUGCUGGAGUUGCAAAAAAUGCGAUAAAGCCAAUAUGGACAUGAUCUCAAACUGUACGAUCACCAAAAACAGUGAGUGUAAAUGUAAUAAGGGAUUUUACAUGAAGAUGUUAGACGAGUGGACGCCAGAAUGUAAAAAAUGUAAAAAAUGUGGAGACGGACAGCUGACAGUUGUAAAUUGUACUGGGGACAACUAUGACCACUGUAUAUGCAAAGACAAACAUUACAAAGUUAAAAACAACCUUUGUAAGCCAUGUGAUGAAUGUCGUUUUGGGUGUGACCACCUGUGCAAAUCCGAAGUUCCAACAGGAACCCCGGUUCAUGCGACUAAUCCUAGCAAUGUUUCAGACAAAGUUUCUCAAAUAGUGUUCCCGAUUUGCGCAUGCAUCAUAGCCGUGAUGGUGGGAGUGUUUUUGUUAUACGAGGCCGUCAGGAUCUGGAGGAAAAGGAAACGAGCUUCGUCGAACCACUCGUCAUCACGUGAUGAUAAGGCGAAGUCUGAAGACGAGCCAAUGAUGGAAGAAGCUUCAUCAGUCACAGAGGAUCUGGUUUCAAUCUCAAACCAGCGGUAUGAAACAGAACUGCCCAGAGAACUUCCAGACUGCGUCCCAAGAGAGAUUAAAAUUGCCGAGUUCUUCUACUUUGUGUUGGAUGAGAUCCCUGUCGGCCGAUUUAAAGAACUCGUUCGGCGCCUUGGUGUCUCAGAGCCGGACAUCGAAAGAGCAGAAAACGAUCACCGGGCGUGUAAAGACGCCCAGUACCAGAUGCUGAAGGUUUGGAGUGAUAGGUGCGGUGGAGGAGGGAACAACAUUUUGUCGUGUCACCUCAUCCAGAUGUUUAUAGAUACAUUGAGAGACAUGUAUUUAUCCAGCUGUGCAGAUAGCGUUGAGACCAAGUUCCUUUCACAAGACAGACCCAUUUCACAAUGAGGUGAUUAUGGAGACAUAAAGGGCAUUAAUAGAGAACUUAAACUUCCAUUUCUGGACUAUUUAAGUGGAAGUGGAAAUGAAUGCGACAGCAUUUUUCAAGAUGUCGAUCAAAUUUCACACUACCGGUUUUUUGCCUAGUAUUUUUUUUAUGAAUAUGCAUAAUGUAGGUCUAUGUUGUGCUUUUAUAUGGCGUUGUCACGGCUUGAUGAGUGCUGUAAGAGUUUAUAUCUGAAUAAAUGUGGUGGGGUUUGGAUAUAUUUUUGUACAUUAACUGGGUGUGACUCUUUUAAGAGUUUCAGCAAAUGUUUCUCAUGUGAUGGAAAAGCCAAAAACUCUCCUAGUUCUUCUUUUUGUAGAAUCGGGCGAAUCUUAGAACAAAAUCAAAUGAACAAUGUAAACAUUUGAUAAGCUUUAUCUGAAUAUUUUUUAAAUAAGAUUUUUUAUAUAAUGAAACUGUUAGACAACACAUUAUUAUCUGAAGUGAAACAUUUACUCAAUAAUGUCGCUGUCUUUAUAGAUAAAGAUAAUAUUGAUGUUAUUGAGCAUUGAAUAUGUUUGGAGUAUGAACUGUCUAUAGUUGCACUCUUUUAUUGCUGUAAAUUUCACGUGUAUCCUUCCACAAGCCUUCACGUGUGCUGUUGAACAGUAUGGUGCCCCUCAAAGCAUUAAUUUUUAAAUAAAUAUAUGAACAAUACAGCUGGUUUCAAGGUGCAUUUAACAUUAUCAGUGUUUAUAGUGUAUAUUUUGCUGGAUGUUUAUUAACUGUUAAACUGCUUUAUUUCAAGUAUCACGCAUGUUUGUGUCACCACUCCAAAGAAAAUGAAACAAUGAAAAGUUUUCAAUUAAUCAUUUGUUAACCUUCAGUAUAAAGAAGCAGGAAAGUUGUCCGGUUUCUUUUGAUUUGUAGUGUUUCUUCCGUAACCGGAAUAAACGAUUUAAUUUCCUUAUUGUAAUUUGUGUAUUUUAUGUGCAGUCACGUCAUGCGUGAAGGUUGGCAGUAUUUCUUUUUGUAUAGAGACACAUUCCUUACAACCUUCCUGAAGUUGUAUGAACAAAUGAGCAUUUUAUUUCCUGUUUCUUUUCUUAUAUUUGGAGUUUGGACACAGCAGAAUGUAUUUUUGUAUUUUUGUAAAAAUAAAGGAUUUUAAUUCACAUUA